Molecule: messenger RNA, 420 nt
Organism: Lactuca sativa (garden lettuce)
Lineage: Eukaryota; Viridiplantae; Streptophyta; Magnoliopsida; Asterales; Asteraceae
Source: RefSeq, a predicted model, not a curated record
AUGGAAGUGACAUGUUCCAUUAGAGGUGAUCUUAGGUCUGCUUGCAAUGCUGCUGGUAUGAUAGACAGAUAUAUUCUUGGCACUGAUCAUUUAUAUCAAAAGCCUGCUUACAGAAACCUCAAGGAAUGUAAUAUAUCUAAAAGUGGUCAAGUUUCAAAAUCUGCACCUUCAUGGUGCUAUGCCCCUUUUGAACCCGAAGGCAUCUUAAGUUCCUUAACAACUUCUUUGGCCUGCAUAAUUGGUAUUCAAUAUGGUCAUAUUUUGAUCGAGUUGCAAGGGCAUAAAGAUCGAGUUUGUAACUGGUCCCUCCUCUCAGUUUCAUUUCUAAUUCUUGGAUCCAUACUUGCUCUCAUAGAUAUACAAGUGUUGCAUUUUUCAUUUCAAUUGUUAGUUGUUCUACUAAUGAUGGAAAGCUGCUAA